GACGGCUCUAGGAAGUAUCACGAAGAGCAAUUUACAUUGGGUGAGAAGAAAGCGUGCAAAAAAGAAGCGACGAAAAAUAGGAAGGAAAAAAUUAAAGGAACGUUUCCUCGGCGGUGCGGGGUGUUGAGUAUAAAUCGAUUGGAAUAUUUCAUUUGCUCCUUUAUAAAUGUUUAAUCGCGUCAUCAUCGUUACUCUCGCGGGCCUCGUAUUGGCCCAGUUAAUGGCCUGGCAUUUCGUCGAUUCGGCGAAAACUCGAAGACAUCGUUCAAGACCCGUGCAAUCGCAGCAACCUGCCGUCCCCACUAAUGAUUACAGCGAGUUUGAGUAUUACGAGAAUUACGACGACUACGAGGACAAUCGAAACGAAACAACGACCGAUGAUGCUCCACCCGAUGGCCAGGACCGCACAGAAUACCCCAUUUCCGCACCGGAAGCGACACCUUCCUCGAGACCGGAAGUCCUCACGAAUCCUCCGGAUCGAGGAUCAACGAGCGGCCCCGAAGACGAGCGUCCCGAGGACGACUGCGAGUUCGACGGAGUAUUAAGGAGACACGGCGAAUCAUGGGACCCCCUAGAAUGCACAACGUGCGUUUGCUUAAGGGGACAAGUCGACUGCUCCAAAAGCCCAUCAUGUCGAACAGAAAAUCCAAUCGGAUCGAUUCCACUGCAGGAUGAGCUCGAUGGUCCACGAUCAACUGAGAUUGUUCCGGGCGAGAGCAAUCAAGUGAAUUCCAUCGCAGUCUCGGGACCACGCGGUGAACCCGGAAGACGAGGAGACAGCGGACGCCCCGGAGACUCAGGAUUGCCUGGACAACCGGGAAAUCCUGGAAUACCCGGUCUUCCAGGACCUCCGGGACCUGUUCCAGACGUUUCGGUGUACUAUCAACAACUGGCUCUGUCCCAAGCGAGCGGUGACAAAGGCCCCACGGGUGCUGCUGCGCCUCUGUACGGUGGUCCUGAGGGCUACGGGUACGUGAGUGCUCAGGUCGGGCCGGUUGGUCCCCGAGGGCCACCAGGACCACCCGGACCGCAGGGGCCUCAAGGAUUUCAAGGAACGAGAGGCGACGCAGGCGAGCCUGGCUUACCUGGUCCGCCCGGAACGCAGGGUCCUCGAGGUUUGCCCGGAUUGAACGGAAAAGACGGUGAACCUGGCGACGAUGGGGAACCCGGUGCUGUGGGCUCUCCAGGUCCGGCAGGUCCUCGAGGCUUGUCAGGCAUGCCAGGACUGCCAGGUGCCAAAGGUCAUCGUGGAUUCCCAGGACUGGAUGGAGCCAAAGGGGAGCAAGGGCUGGCUGGCGAAAAAGGCUCAGCUGGAGGACCAGGGCCCAUGGGGGUGAUGGGACCGUCGGGACCUGGCGGGCCUCGGGGAGAAAGAGGACGAGAAGGUCCUCCAGGACCACCAGGUUUACGAGGGAUCGACGGCACAGCGGGAUCGCCAGGACAACCGGGCUCGAUGGGUAAACCCGGACCCCCUGGAUUCCCAGGCGGACCUGGAGCAAAAGGUGACCAAGGUGUUCAAGGCCCAAAAGGGAGUCAAGGUCUCCAAGGUCCUCGAGGCGAAUCCGGAAGACCGGGUCAACCCGGAGAAUCGGGUCCUCAGGGAGCCCAAGGUAAGGAUGGAUCCCCGGGUGAGAAAGGCAACGUCGGAUCACCGGGAUUGGUCGGAGCGCCCGGAUUCCCUGGAGCUCGAGGCCAGCCCGGUACUCCUGGAAGCCCUGGAGUUUUAGGACCCAAAGGGCAGCCGGGUUUCCCCGGUGAGAGAGGAUUCAAAGGUGACAGUGGAACGAAAGGGGAUACGGGAGCACCAGGUCCAAGAGGACUUCCAGGGGUUCCUGGCUCAGAGGGCAAGAGAGGGAAACGAGGGAUGCGGGGUCCGAUCGGCGCCUCCGGCCCUCAAGGCGAAAGAGGACCGUCGGGACCUCGAGGACUGCCCGGGGCAGAUGGACCCAGUGGUCCGAAAGGUCAAACCGGUGACCGCGGCUCCACGGGUUCAAUGGGGCCCAAAGGUUCUACCGGUGACCCCGGCAGGCCAGGACCACAGGGACUGCAAGGUCAACGAGGGCUAAUCGGACGCACCGGCUCGAUUGGCAAACCGGGUAAUCCGGGAGACCGCGGAAUUCAAGGAGCUGAUGGCAAGCCCGGGGAGCAGGGGCCACCGGGAUUACAAGGGCUGCCAGGGCCAAUAGGCUUCCCAGGCGACAAAGGCUUUCCCGGCGAAGCUGGCAAAGACGGUGAACCUGGAAAUCCGGGGCCACCGGGACCGCGAGGUGACUCGGGCAAGGAGGGUCCCGUGGGCCAGCAAGGACCUCCCGGCCCACCUGGAGCUGAUGGAGAAAGGGGACCACAAGGACAACCGGGCUCUCGGGGAUUUCAGGGCCUACCAGGAGCCACCGGAAAUGCAGGCCCUCCGGGGAAAGAUGGAGAGCCGGGAUCGCAGGGCCCUACCGGACUUCCAGGUCCUGCUGGAAAUCGAGGAGAACGCGGUUUUCCUGGAGACAGAGGUCCUGUGGGAGUUCCCGGUGCUCCGGGUUUGAGGGGUGAAACCGGAAGUCAAGGAUCGGAUGGCUUGCCAGGUUUGCCCGGUCCAAGGGGCGACAAAGGCCACUCGGGGGCAAUGGGAUUAGUGGGGUUGCCGGGUCUGAGAGGCUCUCCAGGUGAAAGCGGUCAAAAAGGUGAGCGAGGCUCUGCCGGUCCGGCCGGACCUGAAGGUCCUCCAGGCCGCAUCGGAGAACGUGGUCCACAAGGAACAGUCGGUCCUCCGGGUGCUCCGGGUGAACCAGCUGAAAGAGGCGACGCGGGUGCUCCUGGACCUCCUGGAGAACAGGGGGCUCCCGGAAGCAUCGGGGAACGAGGUCCGCAAGGAAUUCAGGGCUCGCAAGGAUUCCCUGGUCCUCAAGGACUCGUUGGGUUGCCUGGACUGAAAGGAGAUCGCGGGUGGCCGGGACUCAAGGGCGACCAAGGCUCUCCGGGACAAGCCGGUACUCCUGGGGAAAUGGGCCCCACGGGACCGGCUGGGUUGACAGGCUCCAAGGGGAUGCGCGGCGAGCCGGGACCACGAGGAGAAACUGGCUUGAUGGGGGCGCCAGGAAUACCGGGCUUGAUCGGCGCCGCUGGGCACCCCGGAGCAGUGGGACCACCCGGGCCUCAAGGCUUGCCGGGAAUCAAAGGAACUGCGGGCGACAGCGGACGUCCGGGAAACCCUGGCCUGAUAGGAAAUCCGGGAGCUCCCGGUGCUGAUGGAAUUAAGGGCGAAAGCGGAUCCGACGGGUCGCCAGGGCCGAUCGGACCUCAGGGACUUCAAGGGCUACCUGGCGAGAGGGGUUUGCCGGGUAUCCCGGGUGCCUCCGGGCCAGUGGGAGCGAGAGGGUUGAGAGGAGCCCCCGGUGAAACAGGAAUAUCGGGCAAACCCGGGUCAGAAGGGCCCCCGGGGCCACCGGGAUUCAUGGGGCCGCCUGGGCCACCAGGCCCCACUGGCGAAAGUGGCGCCGAAGGAGCUCCCGGCAAACAAGGCUUACCUGGUAUCAGCGGGCGACCCGGCGAUAAGGGACCACCCGGAGUUCCUGGUGCUCCAGGAGCUGCGGGUCCACCAGGACUCACGGGACCACCGGGAACAGCCGGAUCUCCUGGAGCCACUGGAGAGCGGGGACCGAAGGGUGACAGUGGCCCCCAGGGCGUCGAAGGACAACAGGGUCUCCGAGGGAAACCAGGUCCCGUGGGGUUGGAAGGACCGAAGGGCGAUCGUGGGCCGGAAGGUCCUCAGGGUGCCAAAGGUCAUCGCGGUCUCAUCGGACUCCAGGGUUUACCUGGUGUAGCCGGUCUUCCUGGCGACAAAGGUAUACCGGGAAUGCCAGGAAUGCCUGGUAAAGACGGUGACCCUGGUUCGCGAGGAAGUCCAGGGCGGGAUGGAAGUCCAGGGCCGAUGGGGGUCGCUGGGAACCCUGGAGUAAGAGGUCCCGCCGGUGAAACAGGACGCCCUGGGCCUACGGGACCUCAAGGACCACCCGGUCCACCAGGCCCCCCGGGGGAACUCGGCUUGGGUUACGAUGCUGCAUCGCUUGCAGCUCUUUUGAGUGCGGGUCAAGGACAAAAGGGACCGGAUCCACUGAGCGGCGACGAGCCACCAAGACUCUUUGGAAAAGACAUGAGCAACGAGGAACGAAGGGAACUCGUAACGAAAGCAUACGAGCAGCUGAAAGCUUCGUACGAAAAAAUCGUUAGACCGGAUGGUGAAAAAAAUUCUCCGGCAAAAACAUGCAGAGACCUCUUCGUGGCUCAUCCCGAAAAGUCAUCUGGGGAGUACUGGAUAGAUCCGAACGGGGGAGAUUCCCGUGACGCAAUUUUGGUCCACUGUGACGCCGAGAAACGAGCUACCUGCGUUCUCGCUGAUCCAGCCCGCUCUUUCCAAAUCAAUCACAUCGGUAACGAGCAAGAAAUUUGGUUGAGUGAAAUCGACGGAGGCAUGAAGAUAACUUACAAAGCAGACAGCAACCAAGUAGGAUUUUUGCAACUGCUGUCGAAGCACGCAGAGCAGAAUAUAACUUACCAUUGCAAAGAGACCGUGGCAUAUUUCGAUUCCGAGCGUCGAACUUAUCGUCGAGGAAUGAAACUUUUGGCGUGGAACGACGUGGAAUUGACACCGAGGGGUAACCAGAGGCUUCGUUACGAGAUGAUCCUGGACGAGUGCAGGUUACGUGGAAAAGAAUGGGGCAAAACGAUCGUGAACUACGAGACAGAAAAAUCGGUGAGGCUUCCAAUAGUCGAUUUGGCGUUCCGAGACAUCGGCAAACCCGAGCAAAGUUUCUGGGUGGAAAUCGGUCCGGUUUGCUAUCGAUGACAAGAGUGAGAAACGCGACCGGAUGCAACCAGCAGUUUUCGUAGGUCUCAUGACACAGCAUUUUUAUCAUAACUUCACAUCGAGCAUUUAUCGAAAAUUAUCAUUUCUCGAUACGAAUUUCGUAUAAAAUGUUACAAUAACUAAAUAUAUAGAGUGGCCUGUUCAUAGAUAAUGUAAUUUUGCACUUCUUACGUCUUGAGAUAAUUUUUUAUUUUAUAUUCGAAAUAUUGUAUUGGAAAGUACAUUAUAAUAUGAUACAAUAAUGCUAUCGUGAUUACAGUAGGUGGGAUCGAAUGCAGCUAAAUGUAAGAAUCGAAUAAUUUUUUAUGACUAUUUAUACAUGGCCGUACAAUAAUUAAACAUUUGUAUUCAUGCA
This is a messenger RNA of Venturia canescens, 5210 nucleotides long. Its product is annotated as collagen alpha-1(I) chain-like. The coding region runs from base 167 to 4834 and encodes 1555 amino acids. Lineage: Eukaryota; Metazoa; Arthropoda; Insecta; Hymenoptera; Ichneumonidae. The record is from RefSeq and is a predicted model, not a curated record. Gene Ontology annotation, molecular function: extracellular matrix structural constituent conferring tensile strength. The transcript is spliced from 28 exons. Gene Ontology annotation, biological process: extracellular matrix organization.